AUGAACUCCAACGCCGAUGAUCAUAAGCUGCAGACAUCUGAUAGAUAUAAACAACAGGAAAGGCGAUACCCUGCACCAGGAUCAUUUAUGGCCUCAGCUCGUAAGGCUGAUAACACAAUGCGGUCGUCUACAACUCAAACUAAGGGAGGAGGCCCUAUGUCACCAAAGGAAAAAUUGCCUCUUUUGAUGGAUAGCAAUGUUACUAUCAGAUCGCCACUUAGGAGAAGAGAGGGCAAUUAUGAUGAACAGUCCAUGGUAUCAGAAGAGGACUUAAUUCCACCUUAUGGAGCCCUUAAGAUUAGUGAUUUAAAUGAAGAGGAACACAUGGAUGACGAGGAGAUGCAUAAGGAAAGUAAAGGUGAAGACAACACUUUGUCAAAUGUUGAGGAUCUCCUUGGUUUGGAGCUCGCGGAAAUGGAGUAUAAUCGAUCCAUGCUGGAUGAUACCGAGCAUUCUUUGGCUGAGACUAAUGACUCAAUUCUUAUGAUUGAGGCUGCUCCAGCAAUGGGGUCUGGGGAGAAAGAUUUAGAUCCACCUAAAUCUGUUGCUCGGUCUCUUUUUAUUGGAAAUAAAAAGGAGAAUGGGAACAAAGGACAAGAGAACCAAAACCAGAAAUAUAAUAAUAGGUUUCAGUAUUGGGGUGAGCAUUUUGCUUCUUCUAAGCUUAAUCAUUUUCUGCUUUUGGAAAAGGAAGCACAAGCAAUCAAUAUUAAUUCCGAAGCCUAUUAUUUUAAUACUGAUGUCUUGAUUUUCUUUUGUCUGAAUGGAACAAUUGAUCAAGUAACAAGCCAAGCUUCCAUAAUGAGUGAGGUGGUAAUAUCAAGCAAGAGACACACAUUAGAAGAUAUAAACACAGAGGAUCUAGAGCUUCCACUGAUGGAUUUUGAAGCUAUCGCCAUCGCAACAAACAAUUUUUCUAACACUAACGAGCUUGGAAAAGGUGGAUUCGGUAUUGUUUACAAGGGAAGGUUACUUGGCGGGAAAGAAAUUGCGGUAAAGAGACUAUCAAAACUAUCUUUACAAGGGAAAGAUGAGUUUGAGAAUGAGGUUGGAAUAAUAGCAAGGCUACAGCAUAUCAACCUUGUCCGGCUUCUUGGUUAUUGCGUGGAUAAGGGGGAGAAUAUGCUAAUCUAUGAAUACCUGGAGAAUCUAAGCCUUGAUUCUCAUCUCUUUGACAAAAGCCGACGCGCCAAAUUAACUUGGCCACUGAGAUUUGAUAUAGCGAAUGGUAUUGCGAGAGGACUGUUAUAUCUUCACCAGGAUUCACGGUUUAGGAUCAUCCAUAGAGAUUUGAAAGUAAGUAAUGUCUUGCUUGAUAAAAAUAUGAUUCCAAAGAUCUCCGACUUUGGGAUGGCUAGGAUUUUUGGACGGGAUGAGACAGAAGCUAUAACCCGGAAGGUGGUCGGAACUUAUGGCUACAUGUCUCCAGAAUAUGCACUAAAUGGGAUAUUCUCGGUGAAAUCUGAUGUCUUCAGCUAUGGGAUCUUACUUCUUGAGAUUAUAAGUGGCAAGAGGAGUACAGGAUUUCACAACUCAUGUGGUGACCUUAGUCUCCACGGUUGGGUGUGGAGGAACUGGAAGGAAGGAAAAAGGCUAGACAUUAUAGAUCCAAUCAUAAUAGCCUCUAAGUCAUCAUCAUCAUCGUUCAAGACACAUGAAACCUUAAGAUGUAUACAUAUUGGUCUCUUAUGUGUUCAAGACCGUGCUGAAGACAGACCAGAGAUGUCAUCUGUAAUGGUGAUGCUUGGAAGCGAAACUACGACUCUUCCUGAGCCUAAACAGCCAGAGUUUUGCGUUGGCAGAGGUACUCUUGAGCCUGAAUUAAGUAAACAGGGUGAUGAUGAGUGGACAGUGAACCAAAUCACUCGCUCGGUUAUUGACGCUCGGUAA
This is a messenger RNA of Eruca vesicaria subsp. sativa (arugula), 1890 nucleotides long. The record is from the annotation of a GenBank genome assembly. Lineage: Eukaryota; Viridiplantae; Streptophyta; Magnoliopsida; Brassicales; Brassicaceae.